Carassius carassius (crucian carp) is the source of this 4121-nucleotide messenger RNA. Its product is annotated as importin subunit alpha-4-like. Gene Ontology annotation, molecular function: nuclear import signal receptor activity; protein binding. The transcript is spliced from 17 exons. Gene Ontology annotation, biological process: NLS-bearing protein import into nucleus. The coding region runs from base 67 to 1632 and encodes 521 amino acids. Gene Ontology annotation, cellular component: cytoplasm; nucleoplasm; nucleus. The record is from RefSeq and is a predicted model, not a curated record. Lineage: Eukaryota; Metazoa; Chordata; Actinopteri; Cypriniformes; Cyprinidae.
CUCUGCCUCCUCCCUGAGCGGAGCUCCGCGCGUCGGUCGGGACUGCAAACACACACACACAGAGCCAUGGCCGAAAACGCCGGCUUGGAAAACCAUCGCAUCAAGAGCUUCAAAAACAAGGGGCGAGAUGUGGAGACGAUGCGAAGACAUCGUAAUGAAGUGACGGUAGAACUGAGAAAGAACAAAAGAGACGAGCAUCUCCUGAAGAAACGAAAUGUUCCACAGGAAGAGAGUCUGGAAGAUUCCGAUGCGGACUCUGAUUUCAAAGGACAAAAUGUAACGCUAGAUGCCAUCUUACAGAACGCCACCAGUGACAAUGCUGUGGUGCAGCUCAGUGCAGUGCAGGCAGCCAGAAAAUUGCUCUCAAGUGACAGAAAUCCCCCCAUAGACGACUUGAUAAAAUGUGGAAUCCUUCCAAUCUUAGUCAAAUGCCUGGAGAGGGAUGACAAUCCUUCAUUGCAGUUCGAAGCUGCCUGGGCUUUGACCAACAUUGCAUCAGGGACGUCUUCGCAGACACAGGCAGUGGUCAAAUCCAAUGCUGUCCCAUUGUUUUUGAGACUGCUCCACUCUCCUCAUCAGAACGUGUGUGAGCAGGCCGUGUGGGCGCUGGGAAACAUCAUUGGUGAUGGACCUCAGUGUCGAGAUUACGUCAUCUCGCUCGGUGUGGUCAAACCUCUGUUGUCGUUUAUUAAUCCAUCCAUCCCCAUAACCUUCUUGAGAAACGUUACCUGGGUCAUUGUCAACCUGUGCCGAAACAAAGACCCACCACCACCUAUGGAAACAGUACAAGAGAUUCUUCCUGCCCUUUGUGUACUCAUAUAUCAUACAGAUAUAAAUAUCCUGGUAGACACAGUGUGGGCUCUGUCGUAUCUGACAGAUGGAGGUAAUGAGCAGAUUCAGAUGGUAAUAGACUCCGGUGUCGUCCCCUUCCUUGUUCCACUGCUCAGCCACCAAGAGGUCAAAGUUCAGACCGCAGCGCUGAGAGCAGUGGGGAACAUUGUAACAGGGACGGAUGAGCAGACUCAGGUGGUGCUCAACUGUGAUGUCCUCUCUCACUUUUCCAACCUGCUCACACACCCCAAAGAGAAGAUCAAUAAGGAGGCAGUGUGGUUCCUGUCCAAUAUAACAGCAGGUAACCAGCAGCAGGUGCAGGCUGUAAUAGAUGCUGGUCUCAUACCCAUGAUCAUUCACCAGCUUGCCAAGGGUGAUUUUGGAACACAGAAGGAGGCUGCAUGGGCCAUUAGCAACUUGACAAUAAGUGGAAGAAAGGAUCAGGUGGAGUACUUGGUCCAGCAAAACGUGAUCCCGCCCUUCUGCAACCUACUGUCAGUGAAAGACUCUCAGGUGGUCCAGGUGGUUCUCGAUGGACUGAAAAACAUCCUCAUCAUGGCUGGGGAGGAAGCCAGCACAAUUGCUGAGAUCAUCGAAGAGUGUGGAGGAUUGGAAAAAAUUGAGAACCUACAGCAGCAUGAAAAUGAGGACAUCUAUAAACUUGCUUUUGAAAUCAUAGAUCAGUACUUUUCAGGAGACGAUAUUGAUGAGGACCCCAGCCUGAUUCCUGAGGCCACCCAGGGAGGCACAUUUAACUUUGAUCCAUCCUCCAACCUACAAACAAAGGAGUUCAAGUUCUAGACAUCCAGAGCUUCAAACUUAGGAAUGGUGGGUUUCCCAGCUGCUCCUCAGCCCCUGCCACCUACUGACCCAUCACCUACCAACCACUCACUAACCAGAAAAACCAACCAGUCACCAUGCUCAGAAACGACACUCACUCACACAGAAGAAACUAGCACUGAAGUCUCAAUGCCACUCAAAACAUGGAUGGAUCUCAGCAACUUCAAGACGUGGAAGAAAAAAAGAGUCAUUAUACUGCAGUUGCCAAAAUAAAAAAGUAUAUAGAUUUUGCUCUUUCACUCACUCCCUCACUCACUCACACUCGUAGGUGAGCAUGAACAAUAAUAGGAACUUCUGUUGUUGUACCAGCCAUCAUAUCAGCCAAGGAAGAUGAAAGAAAGAGAUAUUCCUAAAAUAUAAAGGCAGGGAUUUUCUUCUGUUUCCAGGAAAGUCCUUCCCUCAAAAUGUUGCAUUUCGGGUCAUGAUCUUAAAGUCUCAGCCAAGACACCCAACUCUAUACGUCCAGCCUUGACUGUGUUAAGCCAUUUGGACCCCCCUCUCUCAUUCAUCCGAAAUCUGUGAACUAGCCUAUAAUGGGUCAUCCCUGGAAUAUAUCUCAAAUGUGGGAAGGGAGUGUCUAUAAAUAUGUGGUGUGUAAACAGAACUUAAAUUAUCGCCACCAACUCUUGCUUUUUCUUCAUCCUGAAAUUAUGGAUAUUUACAAAACACUGAAGAUAAUGAAGAAAAAAUUACAUCAGAAGAUCACACAAACUUAAAUGGAGAAAAUCUCAUUUAAGCCAGACAAGCACCCUCAUUUUCGAACUUCUGCAGUGAUAGUGUAGUGGACAUUCAUUGUGCUGAUCUUUUUUGGUUUGCAGUGGGACUGUCGGGACAUGUCAAAGGAGGAUCCUAUGCGAUUUGGUCAGGACUUUUAAAGGGCCGCCACAACCUUUGGAAGUUCUUUGAGAUAACAUUAACUGGUCUUUCUGCUUAACAAGGGUGCUCUGGCAGCGCUUUAUUUUCUGGAUUCAUCUUCUCUGCUUCCUGUCUAACCAUAGUAAUAAGUUCAUUGGGGAUAACCCCAGUUGUAACCGGUUGGAGAAUAUUUUCACUGAAUCAGUUCAUUUCGUCACUCGGUAGUCAAAACCACAAGAAACUUUGCAACAGUGAUUGGAUUGUGAAAUCUUUUUUUUUUUUUGAUCGGUGGAGCUUCCUCUUUUUGGAGUUUUUCCAGUCUUACGUGCACACUUUUGGUUUUCCCAUUUUAUUGCUUAAUGUAAGUGAAGAGCGAUGUUCGCUUAAUUUUGACUAUACAAGCAAUGGGAAAGGAGAUCCAUGACAUAGUGGUUACUUUUUUUGUUUAGUUGGUUUUUAAUCUUAUUUCACUUAUUACAAAACCUAAUUGUACCAACUAAAAUAAAAGUAUAGUUCUUGUUUAGGUAUAUAAUGCGAAGCUACCACACUUAGACAUUGUUGGGAUGCUACAGAACAAUAUUAACAUUGUGAUUAUUGAUUUACAGCCAAUAGGGGUCAUUUUUGUUUUUGUUGUCUUUUGAUUUAACUUUUGUUUGUAAUGGCAAAUGAUUGCCAAUAUUUGGAAAUUGGGCUUUCUUACUGUUGUGACUGGAUGUUUUUUUUUUUCCUUUUUUUCCCUGUGCAUUAACUUGUAAAGGGAUGUAUGGGGAAAAUGCAUUUGAACUAAAGUAGUUAUGUUUGGGCCACAAACUGCUGAAAAAGACAGUAAGGAAGCUGAAGGCAGCCCUGAUGAUUUUUGAAUUAGCCAUUAUUGUUGAACGAAAAGAAAAAAACUGGUUUGAAAUUCAUGAACUUAUCUAGGCAACUAGAAAACGAGCCACUUUAAAGAAGUUUUGUCUUGUAUCAGAAAUGGAUACAAGCUUAUUGCUUUUUGCAAGAUUUUUACUUGCUAAAGAAAAAAAAGAAUCUAAAAAAGCGACAGAUCGCAUUUUGGCCUGAUUGUUUGUAUGUUUUUAUAAAUUUUAGAACUGAAUUUCUCUUUAAGGUGGCUCAUCAGUAUUUUUUUUUUCAACUCUUGUGCAUAUUAAAGAUAAAAAAAUGAGUUGAAAUUCAUUGUGCCUUUUGUUUUUCAUUUCAAAGUAACUAAAAAAGGUUCAUAAUGCCUACCACGUUGCAUUGGAGCUGCUUCUAAUAUGGGGUCUUUUGGGUGUUAUGUCUGCUUAUCUCUGGACUUUACGAUAAGACGUUCUCUGGAGUAUAAUUCUUAUUAAAUUAUAAUUCUUAUUUAAUUCUCCUCUAGUCUGCUGGCUGACUUGUAAUUGGUCCCCUUAACUUCCAUUUUGCUCCCUUGUCAUUCUUUUCAUAUGGAUUACAAUUACCCACAAUUCUCCACCAAUCCAUCUCCCCUCCCCACCGCCACCUUUCUAUGGCAACACAUCUUUCACUCAUCACUCCCUCAGGACGUGCUUAAUGUAUCAAUGAACCUAACCAAAAUAAACUUGCUGUUAGCCAUCCUUUUUAUUGCUCUUUUAUAA